Messenger RNA from Caenorhabditis remanei, 351 nucleotides. RefSeq lists its product as uncharacterized. Lineage: Eukaryota; Metazoa; Nematoda; Chromadorea; Rhabditida; Rhabditidae. The transcript is spliced from 2 exons. Bases 1 to 351 code for a protein of 116 amino acids. The record is from RefSeq and is a predicted model, not a curated record.
AUGUUUUUCCCCACUCAUCGCAUUUCCAAGUUCCGUUAUGUUCUCAAAAAUUGUAUUAUCUGCUACAAAUUCGAUCGUCUCCUGAACUACGGAAAACCACAAUUCGAAACUUCACUUGAUGACUCAACUCGUUCGAAAUACGCGAAUCUCUGUGUUGAAGUACUCGUCGCAAUUGGAGCUGCCGUUAAAAAUGUUCAGAAAAUCACCACGUUUUUCGAUUCGCAAAAUUUGAAAGUUUCGAAAAUUUGGAUGACUCGAAUUCCGGAGAUUUUCGAAAAAGUAACGAUUGCAUACGAUUAUCCGACGUGUUUUGACGUGGCGAUGGCACUGGAUGGAUUUCCAUUGAGGUAG